Callithrix jacchus (white-tufted-ear marmoset) is the source of this 2532-nucleotide messenger RNA. RefSeq names its product NIPA magnesium transporter 2 (gene NIPA2). Gene Ontology annotation, cellular component: membrane. Lineage: Eukaryota; Metazoa; Chordata; Mammalia; Primates; Cebidae. Gene Ontology annotation, molecular function: magnesium ion transmembrane transporter activity. Gene Ontology annotation, biological process: magnesium ion transport. The record is from RefSeq and is a predicted model, not a curated record.
UUUGGCCGCGCCCAGAUUUACGGCGGCGGCCCUAGGUCCAGGAAGCGCUGCUGACGGAGGGACCGGAGGUUGUCCUUGGCAGGUUUUCCUCGGCGCUUCUCCAUGGAGGAGGCGGUACGCACGGCUUCACCCCCGAAUGCUCGCACCUCUCACUGGACGGCGACGAAGGCGGUGGGCGCGCUAGCGCAGGACUGGGCGGCCCGUGUGGGGGUGUGAGCCGCGGUGCCCCGGGCAGCAGCGCGGCCGGCCUGCGGACUAGGGUGAGGUCGCUACUCCUUCCUUUCAGGCGAGCGCGAAGGGGCUGACUUGCGGGCGAGCCUGCCCAUCUUGAGUCGGAGAAGGGUUCUUCAGGCAACUUUCCUUUCCGGGUGUUCUGAGUCGGAAGCGGUUUUCCUGGUAAUCCGUGGUGAGGAAACCACCGUGAAUCGGACCGCCAUUCAGUCGCAGGGAAGCCUGGCUAGUUGGCCUUGUCGGGGACCCGUGUUCAUUGAGAUAGUUUUAUUUGUCUCGAUUUGAAGACUGCUUCAUUCUGCCUCCAUUACCAGUGGUUUCUCUGUUCUGUGAUCAAUGUGAUUCACAGGAACUUCUUAAGUAACAAACGAAAUGAGCCAGGGGCGUGGAAAAUAUGACUUCUAUAUUGGUCUGGGAUUGGCUAUGAGCUCCAGCAUUUUCAUUGGAGGCAGUUUCAUUUUGAAAAAAAAAGGCCUCCUUCGACUUGCCAGGAAAGGCUCUAUGAGAGCAGGUCAAGGUGGCCAUGCAUAUCUUAAGGAAUGGUUGUGGUGGGCCGGACUGCUGUCGAUGGGAGCUGGUGAGGUGGCCAACUUUGCUGCUUAUGCGUUUGCACCAGCCACACUAGUGACUCCAUUAGGCGCUCUCAGCGUUCUAGUAAGUGCCAUUCUUUCUUCAUACUUUCUAAAUGAAAGACUUAAUCUUCAUGGGAAAAUUGGGUGUUUGCUAAGUAUUCUAGGAUCUACGGUUAUGGUCAUUCACGCUCCAAAAGAAGAGGAGAUCGAAACUCUAGAUGAAAUGUCUCACAAGCUAGGUGAUCCAGGUUUUGUGGUCUUUGCAACCCUUGUGGUCAUUGUGGCCUUGAUACUAAUCUUUGUGGUGGGUCCUCGCCAUGGACAGACAAACAUUCUUGUGUACAUCACAAUCUGCUCUGUGAUCGGCGCGCUUUCUGUCUCCUGUGUGAAGGGCCUGGGCAUCGCCAUCAAGGAGCUGUUUGCUGGAAAGCCUGUUCUGCGGCACCCCCUGGCCUGGGUGCUGCUGCUGAGCCUCCUCGUCUGUGUGAGCACACAGAUUAAUUACCUAAAUCGGGCCUUGGAUAUAUUCAACACUUCUAUCGUGACUCCAAUCUAUUAUGUAUUCUUUACAACAUCCGUUUUAACUUGUUCAGCUAUUCUUUUUAAGGAGUGGCAGGAUAUGCCUGUUGAUGAUGUCAUUGGUACUUUGAGUGGCUUCUUUACAAUCAUUGUGGGGAUAUUCCUGUUGCAUGCCUUUAAAGACGUCAGCUUUAGCCUAGCAAGUCUGCCUGUGUCGUUUCGAAAAGACGAGAAAGCAAUGAAUGGCAAUCUCUCUAAUAUGUAUGAAGUUCUCAGUAAUAAUGAAGAAAGCUUAACCUGUGGAAUCGAACAACACACUGGUGACAGUAUCUCGAGAAGAAAUGGAAAUCUGACAGCAUUUUAAGAAAGAUGUAAUUAAAGGUUAAUCUGUGAUUGUCAUGAAGUGAAUUUGAAUAUCAGAAUGUAUCUGAAAAAGCAUUGUCCUCAAAUAAUAUUCUUUAAAGGCAAUCUUUUUAAAGAUUUCACUCAUUUGGACCAAGAGAUUACUUUUCUUCUAUUUAAACAAUGGUAGCUCACUAAAAUGACCUCAGCACAGGACGAUUUCUAUUAACAUUGUAUUGUUGUAGAAGUGUUUUACAUUUUCAUUCCUUCUCCAAAAUCUGAAGGCACUAAUAACAGUUUUAAGUCUAUAAAAAUGUUUUAUUUUUCCAUUGGUGAUGAAAGUCUGAAAUGUGCAUUUGUCAUCCCCAUUCCAUCAAUCUCUGACCAUAUAAGGCUUUUUUAUUUUAAAAAAGAACACAAUUAUCCCAAUACAUUAUUCUGUGAUUUACCUUACGUAUAAAGUGGCUCCUGUUUGAUGAUUGGUUUUAUUUUUGAAAUAUUAAGGGAAAACUAAGUUACUGAAUGAAGGAAACGCUUACAAAACAAAAGGGCGGAAAUCACCACAAGGAACUAUUUCUCAGGUUGUGAUCUAUCACGGUGAAUCCGGCUUCCUGUGUGCAUUCGAUGGCCGCCUUAGUACCUUAUCAGACCAGCGCCUCCUGCCUGUUGCAACCUGGCUGGGUUCAUUCUUCAGUUACCCUGAUCCCAUGCUGCCUGAAACCUUGAUGAUUACUGUUUUACAUCAGCUCUUGUACUUUUCAUUAUAUUUCAUAGUGAGUCAUAUUGUCAUUUAGACUUGGAACAGCUCUCGGAAAUAGAAGACUAGGGUUAUGUCUUAAAUUUAACUCGUUACAAUACAAAGUAGAAA